AUGGAACGAUUCGAGAACUAUACAUAUGGCCGAGAAAUACUCGUUGAAUCAGAUCAUAAACCCCUUGAGAUCAUCACAAAGAAAAGUCUCACCAGCGCGCCAAAACGUCUACAAAGGAUGUUACUGCGCCUGCAGAGAUUCGAAUACCUUGUCUUAUACAAACCUGGAUCGGAAAUGUAUCUCGCUGAUACAUUGAGUAGAGCGUAUCUACCGUUGAAACAUAAUAGUGACCGAUCGCCGAAUGAGCAACUAUUUGAACAGGUCAACAUGGUACAAAACCUACCGAUAUCUCCCCAACGCUUGAAAAGACUACAGGACGGAACUGAGGAGGACGAAGCAAUGAACAUGCUAACUGCAACCAUCAGAAAAGGAUGGCCGGAUAGAAAGAAUGUAUUACCUCCGCAGGUACAAGUGUACUUUCCGUUCCGUGAAGAGCUCACAAUACAAAACGGGCUAAUAUUCAAGUCGGAUCGUGUUGUCAUACCGCAAAGCGAAAGGUUUCCUCUUAUCGAAACUGCUCAUCAAUCGCACAUUGGCUUGCAAGGAUGUCUCCGCAGACUGCGUGAAUGUCUCUAUUGGCCAAAUAUGAACAAAGAUGUUACUGAAUACAUUGCGCGAUGUGAAGUGUGCAAUACAUUCAACAAUAAUCAAUGUAAGGAAACACUACAGAGUCAUGAGAUCCCAUCGCGUCCCUGGGAACGUGUCGCAUGUGACAUAUUUGAAUUCAACCAGAAGUCGUAUCUAUCAACCGUUGACUAUUACUCUGACUACUUCGAAAUUGAUGGAUUACACAACAAAACAGCAAAGAAGAUAAUUCCGAAACUGAAACUGAACUUUGCACGACACGGCAUACCAGAUGUGCUAGUUUCGGAUAACGGUCCACCAUUCUCUAGCACAGAAUUUAAAGAUUUCGUUCAAAAGUACGAAAUGCAACACAUUACGAGUUCGCCCUUCCAUGCGCAAGCGAACGAAAAAGUGGAAAACUCAAUCAAGACUGCGAAAGGUCUUAUGAGGAAAGCAUUUGAGGACUCGAACGACCCGUAUUUGGCACUUCUAGAGUGGCGAAAUACACCGACUGAAGGAAUCGGACUAUCUCCGAAUCAGCGACUCUUCGGACGACGUACACAGUCUCUCCUACCGAUGUCGAACUCUCUCUUGACACCGUCCCUAACUUCACCUAAAAGGACCAUCUCAAAGGCUUUGAAGGAACGAAAGGAGAAACAAAGGAAAUAUUACGACAGAAACGCGAGAGACUUAAAACCACUUAAUGAGCAAGAUUCUGUUAGAAUUAAACCAAGUGGACGUGAAAAGAACUGGAAACUCGGUAAAGUUGUUAACAUUCUUCCCCAUCGUUCAUAUGAGGUUGAAACAAGUUACGGAACUAACAUCAGAAGGAACCGUAAAUUUUUGAAAAAAAACACAAGAACAAUUUCAACCAUUCAGUGA
Messenger RNA from Pecten maximus, 1446 nucleotides. RefSeq lists its product as uncharacterized. Gene Ontology annotation, molecular function: nucleic acid binding. Lineage: Eukaryota; Metazoa; Mollusca; Bivalvia; Pectinida; Pectinidae. Bases 1 to 1446 code for a protein of 481 amino acids. The transcript has a single exon. The record is from RefSeq and is a predicted model, not a curated record. Gene Ontology annotation, biological process: DNA integration.